AUGGAGCGUAACCUCUUCGCUCCGGAGAAAUCAAGGGUACUGCCUACAUACAACCAAAUGUCAAAAGAUAAAAGAGGUCCAUCAACCGCUGGCGUCGUACCCGGCGCUAGUGGAGCUGAACCUCCAACCAACACCGAACCGGCACGACAACCUCGCCGAAACAUCGCCUCAAGAAAGCGCACCCCCCCAAAAAUAGAAGAGGAAGACCUACAGGAAGAGAAAAGGCUGAAGACCACUUCGGGCACGAUACCAGAGUCGACAUCAGCCUCAUCUCCCACACACACUUCGGAAAACACACACACUCCACCACAAAAACAGCCGGUAACGAGACACAACUCGCCCCCGGAAUCACCAUCUCCCACUACCUCCCCGACCUGCAUGCAUUAUGAGCUGCAAGAUCUCGGGGAACAAGACCCAAAAGAGAAUGAACCGCAGCGGGCGCAGCAGCCACAACAGCCACAGCAACAGCAACAGCUGCAAAGACAACAACUUCCUACACCCACAUACGCGCCAACGGUCGCCAUAACAGGGGCGACCUUGGCCGUACCGGCGAACAAUCCUAUUGAGCGCACAGAACGCCCAAAGAAAAAGAGGAAGGGGAGGAAGAAGAAAAAGAAGACGACCACACUGGACGUUGUAACAGAAGGCACGUCUAUCCCACUACCCUUCCCCCCCCCACCGCCACCACGCAGCAAUGGCCACAGCAGCCGCGCCAAGCGACCUUCCCCACCCAGACGCAGAGAAUGCAAACCACCAGCAACCACCACCAACCCCGAGAACCACUCCAAAGAAGGACAAUAG
Molecule: messenger RNA, 801 nt
Organism: Parnassius apollo (apollo)
Lineage: Eukaryota; Metazoa; Arthropoda; Insecta; Lepidoptera; Papilionidae
Source: the annotation of a GenBank genome assembly